AUGGUCUCCCAAGAAUUCACUGACAAAGCUGCUGCCGUUUCCUCUCUAAGUAAGAGACCCUCUGACGACGAGCUCUUGAAGCUGUACGGAUUGUACAAGCAAGCCACCGUUGGCGACAACGAAACCACCAAGCCAGGUGUUUUUGACUUCAAGGGGAAGUACAAGUGGGAAAGCUGGGAAGGUUUGAAGGGAACUUCGCAAGAAGACGCCGAGGCCCAGUACAUUGAGCUUGCUACCGAGUUGAUUGGAAAGUACAACUGA
This is a messenger RNA of Kuraishia capsulata CBS 1993, 261 nucleotides long. RefSeq lists its product as uncharacterized. The transcript is spliced from 2 exons. Bases 1 to 261 code for a protein of 86 amino acids. Gene Ontology annotation, molecular function: long-chain fatty acyl-CoA binding. The record is from RefSeq and is a predicted model, not a curated record. Lineage: Eukaryota; Fungi; Ascomycota; Pichiomycetes; Pichiales; Pichiaceae. Gene Ontology annotation, biological process: fatty acid metabolic process.